Musa acuminata AAA Group (dessert banana) is the source of this 1881-nucleotide messenger RNA. Its product is annotated as putative ubiquitin-conjugating enzyme E2 38. Gene Ontology annotation, molecular function: ubiquitin conjugating enzyme activity. The coding region runs from base 135 to 1679 and encodes 514 amino acids. The record is from RefSeq and is a predicted model, not a curated record. The transcript has 8 exons. NCBI's taxonomy places the organism in Eukaryota, Viridiplantae, Streptophyta, Magnoliopsida, Zingiberales, Musaceae.
UUCGAUGAUACCAGCAAUUAUUUCUACCCCCAAUUCCUCCUCUCGCUGUCUUCCUCUCUUAUAUCCCCUUCUCUCCACGAUCGCUAAACCCCUGGUGGAAUCGGCGCCGUUCGACGCCAUCGGCAUUGGCCUCGAUGGAGCAGCCGCCGCCUCCUCCUGCCGCCACGUAUGCCAUCAUCGGCCCCGAACUUCCACUCUUCGCCGGGAGCUCGUCGUACCAGGAUCCGGAUAUCGUGGAGGUCCCGCCGUCGUCGUCGGCCUGGACGCCCAGCCAGCCGAAGCGGAAGCGGAGCCAGGUUGUUCCUCAUGAUGUAAUUGAGCUUGAUGGAGAUGAUGACGACCCUGAUGAUGUCAUGAUACUUGGCGAUAGUACUUCAGAUUACAAGAACAAACAACCUGUUAGACAUGAUAAAAGCUGGCAAAAGCAAGUAAAGGAUGCCUUAUCCAAUGAUCUUCUGAGUUCAAGUGCAAAUAAUGGCUCUGAACAUGCUGCUCCACUGGAUAGUUUAAAAAUCUAUGAUUCAGGACCGCUUGAUCUCAAGUAUUUUGAUGAUCUUGAAAAUGAGUAUGCUUAUGAUGAAGAUGACUAUGAUGAUUAUGAAUCUGGUGCUGAAGUGAUUGAGAAUGUUUUCAAUUUCAAUUUGGCUGCAAAAUUCGAUGAUUUGGACCUGCCAACUGGCAUUGAGGCAACUGUACCAUGGUUGAAGAAUUCUGCAGCCGAAGAGCCAAGCAAGAACAAGCAGACACUAGUGCUUGAAGAUGAAAUUGAUACGAAAUAUAGAUUGUUUAAACAAUUUGAUACUGUUCGCGACCACUCAGAUCAUCAUUUCACCAGACCAGGGCAUCUCAAAAUUGCUCCAACUGUUAAGAAACCUUCAAAAGAUUGGGCAAAGAGGAUUCAGCAUGAGUGGAAGGUCUUGGAAAAAGAUCUACCUGAGACAAUAUAUGUUAGAAUUUAUGAGGAAAGGAUGGACAUUCUUAGGGCCGUUAUUGUUGGACCAGCUGGAACUCCAUAUCAUGAUGGCCUUUUCUUCUUCGACUUUUUCUUUCCUCCGAAUUAUCCCCGAGUACCUCCGCUGGUUCAUUAUCACUCUGGUGGGCUCAGACUAAAUCCAAAUUUGUAUGCUUGUGGGAAGGUUUGCCUUAGCCUUCUCAAUACAUGGUCUGGCAGUGGAUGUGAAAAGUGGAAUCCAUCAAAUUCAACAAUGCUUCAGGUCUUGGUCUCUAUUCAGGCUUUAGUUCUCAAUGCCAAGCCAUUCUUUAAUGAGCCAGGAUAUGCACAAACAGCCAAUACAGAUUAUGGGGAGAAGAAAUCUCUGGCUUAUAACGAAGAUACUUUUCUCUUGUCAUGCAGGACAAUGUUAUAUUCGCUAAGGAGGCCUCCAAUGCAUUUUGAAGACUUUGUAGCCGGACAUUUCCGUAGUCAUGGGCGUAUCAUCCUUGUGGCAUGCAAAGCAUACAUGGAUGGUGCUCAAGUUGGAUGCAUUGUUGGUGAAGGCGUGCAGGACGUUGAUGAGGGCGACAAGAGUUGCUCAGCGGCAUUUAAGAGCUCUCUAAAGAAACUAUUUGAGGAUCUUCUGAUGGAAUUCACGGUCAAAGGGGCCGAUUGUGAUGAAUUCCUGGCUCAGAAGGUGAAAAUUGGAACAGCCAAAACGGCAGAUACUACACUAAGGUUAUGAAGUCAAGUUUAAAUUAACAUGGAGCUGCUAAAUAAUUUUGCCCCGUGAGGCAUCUAGGUUACAUAUUGACUUAGAGAGUCCAGAAAGAACUUAGCUGUACGGUUUAUCUAACUUAUCAUGUAAAUAAUAUUAUGUAAAUGUCCCUGGGUGGUGGUUUUGAUCCUCUCAAAUAUGUUGUGCAGGUGGUCCUUUGCUUUUCUUC